GAACGAUGGAUGUGAGCCGCGAAUGGCGCGAAAGUGUGGCGGGGAUGGCCGCUGUGCGCAACGCAGCGCGCUGUCGUCUCUGCUGCAACAUGCCUGAGGAACCACGCUGUCUCCUGGAGUGCGAUCAUCUCUUCUGCAAGGAGUGCAUCGUUGAAGCACUGGAGGACAACAGCGUGUGUCCCGAGUGCAAGCGGCCCAGCUUUCCCCGUGACAUUGUCGAAAGUGACCAGAUUUCGGAGGUGGUGCUGUUUGUCAAGACGAUGGAGAAGCUGAUGGAGACGCAAGACCCGCCCUCCAUCGCCGGCUCCCAACUGAAGCUGGGGAGCGUCCCACCGAGCCAGGCAGGCGACGAGUAUGCUGCAAUCAGCACCCGCGGAAAGGCAAACAACAGGAAGAAUAAGGGGGCCAGGAAGUUGGCAACACAGAACGGCACACGUCGCCGCGGCGCUCCCCUCACAACGGUGACCAACACGGGCGGGGUGGUGAGUGAACGUGCGGAUCAGGCACAGCCGACACAGCCGACACAGCCGCGGCGGGUGAAGGCAACGCCCAAGCGAAGCAACAACACCACCACCAGCACCAGCACCGCCAUGGCAGAGGAACAAGACGACGAAGAGGGUAGGGCUGAGGAGGAGGGAGGCAGCGGCAGUGGCAAGGCCGCCGGCAGUGGAGGUGGUAAACGUCACAACCGUGGCAAACGCGAAGAUGAAGAUGAAGGUGAAGAGGAUGAACAGGAUGAAGAGGAUGAAGAGGAUGCACGGCCGGUGCGCAGCAAGAGGGCCAAGACGAGUGGGAGUGCAGCAAAUGGCAGGACAGCGCGGCACACUGCACACAACAAAGAUGGCAAGCAGCCCAAGAAGCAGCAGAGGCAGCGGCAAAGCAGAGCUCGCAAGGCUGACACGAGGGAAGCAUCAUCAUCAACAAGAACAUCACCAUCAUUGUCAUCGAAAGUAGCCACGCCUGUUCGCCACCGCCGCACAACCAACACACGCGUAAAGCAGAAGCAGCCAAAGAAGGAGCGGGUGAACCAGCACGGCGAGACGGCGCUGCAGGUUGCAUGCAAGAAAGGGCAGUUGACGCGUGUGCAGGAGCUGUUGACAGCCGGCGCCAACGCCAAUCACGCCGACCACGCAGGCUGGACGCCUCUGCAUGAGGCGUGUCAGAUUGCAUCAGAGCCUAUUGUGUGGGCGCUGCUGGAUGCUGGUGCGAAUGUGAACGCCACUGCCACCAUUGAAGGCGACACACCCCUGCAUGACGCAAUUUGCGCAAAUGCACCAGAGAUUGCGCUGCUGUUGGUGGAGCGCGGUGCGCGCGUCGAUGUGAAGAAUGCACAGGGUCACACCCCCUUGGACGUCUGUCCAAACGAAUCCCUCAAGCAGUCCUUGACCGCGGCAACGACGACGACCACACACGCAACAGAGCCAGCAACACCAACAACACAUCCAACAGGUGGCGCGGGUACAGCAACAACAGCAACAGCAACAACAACAACAACAACAACAACAACAACAACAACAACAACAACAGCAACAACAACAGUAGCAUCAAGCUCAACGUCAGGUGGUGGUGGGCGCGGUGCGUGCGAGAGCGUGGAGUCAGCGCCGCUGUUUGGACCAGGGGGCACGCUCGUGCUCUUUGAUGGUGCCGAUGGUGCCGAUGAUGAUGAUGACGGUGAAGGUGAAGGUCAAGAUGGUGAUGGUCAUGACGGUGAUGAUGGGGAUGAACCAGACGUGGAGCCGUCGAGCUUGCCGGCGUCGCAGGCGAGCGGCGUGAGUGGCGAUGCGCUGUCUGAUGUCGCCCACCCGAUCCUCACCAUCACCGCCGUCAACGACGACCUCAGGCGCAAGACGCAGCGGGCGUGUCGCAAUCUGGGCGGUGAAGUGCAGACCAACAUCACACAAGGAGUGACACAUGUGCUGACGGCGCUCAACGACGAUGGGCGUGUCAAGAGGACCAUCAAGUACUUUCAAGGCAUUCUGCUCGGAUGCUGGGUCCUCGAUGCUGCAUGGGUAUAUGCGAGCGACAAAAAGGGCGCGUGGUUGGCAGAGGAGACGUACGAAGUCAAGGCAGAUACCGUCGCGGAGGGUGGAGCAAUUCGCAGCCGACUCUCUCGCCUCAACGACGAGCCACGUCUGUUUGCCGGCUGCUCGUUCUAUUUCGCCAAGUCGCCCCCUGGCGCUGCUGCUGCUGGCCGACCCGCCGUUAAGGACCUGCGGGCACUCGUCACCCUUGGACACGGCAAGGUGCUGUGUCGGGAGCCGCUUGGGACGACGGCGGAGUUUGCAGCCGUGACGCACCGCCCGCAUCACGCCGCCGAUGCAAUGUCGCCAGAGACGUUCAUCGUCGCUGCCGACGAGGCAGACUGCGACAGGUUGGCGCGGAAGCACCGUCGUCACCGCGUCCGCUGCGUUACGCGGCAAUGGAUCCUCGACUCCAUCUCCCACUUCAAGCUCCUCUGACCAUUUGUUUUGUUUUGUGUGCGUGUGUGUGUUGUUUGUUUGUUUUUGUGUGUGUGUCCGUGUUUGUUUG
This is a messenger RNA of Salpingoeca rosetta, 2529 nucleotides long. RefSeq lists its product as uncharacterized. Bases 6 to 2459 code for a protein of 817 amino acids. Gene Ontology annotation, molecular function: metal ion binding; protein binding. The transcript has 15 exons. The record is from RefSeq and is a predicted model, not a curated record. Lineage: Eukaryota; Choanoflagellata; Craspedida; Salpingoecidae.